Messenger RNA from Oldenlandia corymbosa var. corymbosa, 4824 nucleotides. The record is from the annotation of a GenBank genome assembly. NCBI's taxonomy places the organism in Eukaryota, Viridiplantae, Streptophyta, Magnoliopsida, Gentianales, Rubiaceae.
CAAAAAACCAAAACCCAAACAAAAAAAAAAAAAAGUAAAAAAAAAAAACUACCUUUACCUUGAACACAUAACUACACCACAACAGUGCCAACCGUGCACCUACUGUGGGCCCCCCACUUGUAGUCCUUCUUUCUCUUCAUCAUUUGCAUUAUUUUGCAUUCAAUCCAAAGGUCCCAACUGUCCGGUAUCUUCUUUGCAUAAUGAGCAUGUUUUUAUGCCCUUUGAUUUGAUUCUCGCCAUCUCCCCCUUUCCUUUUUUUUUUUGUUCCUCUGUUUUUUGAGUUCUUCUUUGAAAAGGGUAGUAAGAAUCCUAUAAAGCAAAGGGAAAAAAAUGACUUUAACCCCUCUUUUUUGAUUUUUCCAAAAUCUUUGAAGCUCAAUAGAAAGGUGGAACCAUUUUUCCUUUUUUAUCCCACUACUUGCUUGUCCCUUUCUCAGGUACUUUUUACUCAAAAAAAAAAAAAAACUCUCCCUACUCUCCAUUCUCUCUUGUGUUAAACUGUUAAUUACUACCCGUAUUUGCCAGAAAGGUAGAUUUUGGAUUGUUUAUUUACAUUCCAAGUACCCUUUCUGGCGUGCUUGGUGAUGUAAUAAUCUAGAAAGUGUGAUGUGGGGUUGAAUUUUUAUGGAUUAGUUUAGGGUUUGGUUUAUUUUUAGUGGGGAAGUUUGACUCUUGAAAGUUUCAACCGUUUUGAACUGUUUUUAGGAUUGGCUGCUUCUCGUGUUCAAGAUGGCAACUUUAGUUUAAAGUUGAAAAAAAAGGUGUGUUUUUUGAGGGCAUCUCAUUUUUGUGCACUUUUGGUUGUUGGAGCAGAAAAGUCUUGUGCUUGGACUGUCAAAGUUUUUCUGGGCUAUCGGUUUUGUUAUACUUCCUAUACGCUGUGUUAAUUAAUUUUUUUUCCAAAGUUUUGGCUGGGUAAAAUUGGGUCUGGAAUUUAGUGUCUCAUGUCAUGUGGUGGUGGGGACAAUCAAGCAUUACUAGCUGAAUGUGUUUGAAUUGUUGAUAUUCAGCUGGAUUUUGGUCAUUUUAGGCUGUGAUGGUGAUUGGGAUCCAAUAACCCCUCUCUGCUCGGGUUGUUGACUUGUGGUUGAUGUGUUCAAAGUUGGGUAGCAACCCAUUUUUUCAGUUGCUGUGAUUUUAGUUGCAGUUUCGUUCGUCUAAUUGAAUUGGGGUCAGAGAAAUUAUGGUUCUUCUAAGCAGAAAUUGAAAAGAUUCCUGGCCUGUGAGAAUUACUGAAGUUAGUAUUUAGGUGCUUCUUGAAUUCUGGAUGGAGGACGAUGGAAAAGAGGAUUGGAGAGAGAUGGUUAGGAAGAUGCUUCCUCCUGGGGCUCCUAUCCCUGAAGAUGAGGCUGAUCUGGACUACUCUAUCGCCAUGGAGUAUGAGGGCCCUCCUGUUUCAUAUGAGCCUCCUAGAGUUGAACCAGUGGAUGUGAAUUCUGGUGCAGUCCCGACUGCGUCCGAGUCAGAAUCAUUUUCAGAGUCUAAAAGAUCAGAGAAUCCUCCUGUUGUUGAGCCAAUCCCUUUGCCAGUAUCUCGUGUUGUAAGUAUUACCAGUCCAACUGAGCAGAGUCCAAGGCAUUCUGGUAGCUCAGAGUCUGUUGUGUCUGUCUUACAGAACCAUGAUUUUUCCUCUGCAUCUGCCUCUGCUUCCCCCGGGUCUGUACAUAACCCUCCCGAUAAUUCCCCAGCCAAUGUAGCUAAUGAAGGAAGAAGAGCCCCUGUGGUGACUUUUAAUACUGUUGAAAGAUCAGCAAGGAGAAUGUCAGAAUCAGAUAAUCAGGUCUUUCCUGAGUAUGUUGGUGUGUCUAAGGAGAAGAAGAAGAGAAAGAAGAGUAGAGUCUGUCAUAGAUGUGAAAAGGGCAAGUGGGAAUCCAAGGAAUUUUGUCUCGUGUGUGAUGCAAAGUAUUGCAGCAAUUGUGUGCUCAGAGCAAUGGGCUCAAUGCCGGAGGGUCGCAAGUGUGUAACCUGCAUUGGGGAGCCUAUUGAUGAGUCAAAGAGGAGCAAACUGGGAAAGCAUUCGAGGGUAUUAACACGCUUGCUUAGUCCUUUGGAGGUUAAGCAUAUUAUGCGAGCCGAGAAAGAAUGUGCUGCUAAUCAGCUUCGUCCAGAGCAGUUGAUUGUGAAUGGUUAUCCAUUGAAACCAGAAGAAAUGGCUGAGUUAUUUGGGUGUCCUAUUCCCCCUCGGAAAUUGAAGCCUGGUAAAUACUGGUACGACAAGGAAUCUGGUUUGUGGGGAAAGGAGGGAGAAAAACCUGACAGAAUAAUAAGUUCAAACCUGAGUUUCACUGGAAAACUCAGUCCACAUGCAAGCAAUGGUAACACCGAGGUUUACAUCAAUGGAAGGGAAAUUACAAAACUUGAGUUGAGAGUAUUGAAGCUUGCAAAUGUACAAUGUCCCCGUGAUACUCACUUUUGGGUGUAUGAUGAUGGUCGAUAUGAGGAAGAAGGUCAGAACAACAUUCGGGGCAAUAUCUGGGAAAAGGCAUCAACGAGGUUUGUCUGCUCCUUGUUCUCGUUGCCUGUUCCUCAGGGCCAGCCUCAUGCGCCGAGGGAUGAGCCUAGUAAUUAUACUACUGUGCCAAAUUAUCUUGAACAGAAAAGAAUACAGAAAAUGCUGCUAAUUGGAAUUCCAGGAUCUGGAACCAGCACCAUCUUUAAACAGGCCAAAUUUUUAUAUGGGAACAAGUUCACUGCUGAAGAACUCCAGGAUAUUAAGCUCAUGAUCCAAAGCAACAUGUACAGAUAUCUAAGCAUACUUCUUGAUGGGCGCGAACGAUUUGAGGAGGAAGAAUUGUCAAGGAAGAAAGCAAUAGUUUUGAGUGAACAAAGUACAGAAGAAGGUGAAGAGGCUGAGUGCAAUGACGAUAACCAAUGUGUCUAUUCCCUGAACCCAAGGUUGAAGAACUUCUCUGACUGGCUAUUGGAUAUAAUUGCAACUGGAGAUUUGGAUGCCUUCUUCCCUGCUGCCACACGAGAAUAUGCUCCACUGGUAGAGGAGGUAUGGAGAGAUCCUGCAAUACAGGAGUCAUACAGAAGGAAAAAUGAACUUCUAUUCCUUCCAGAUGUAGCAGAGUAUUUCUUGAGCAGGGCCGUUGAAGUAUCAAGCAAUGAAUACGAACCCACAGAGAGAGAUAUCCUUUAUGCUGAAGGUGUAACCCAAGGAAAUGGCCUAGCUUUCAUGGAGUUCUCCUUGGACGAUCGAAGCCCAAUGUCUGAAACUUACACAGAUAACCUUGAGGCUCAGCCCCCUCCUCUUACUAGGUUAUCUCUUCUUUCUCAUGACAAUUGGACAUUAUUUUUACUGUCAAGGAAAUAUUAUUGUUAUUAUUUCUUUUACGUCUAGUUAUUCUCUUGAUGUUUUCCAAAUAUGUACAACAUAGCAUAAGUAUGGUAGCAACAAGUGGAUGGCGCAUCAAUCAACUGUAAUUAUCAUUGCUCUGUGAUUCAUUCAUUCAAUUUUCGCUAAUUCAAUGGAGUUCUGUUGCAGAAGUAUCUAAUGUAGCUCUUAGUUUUGCCUUCCAGGUACCAACUAAUCAGAGUAAACGCGAAGGGAAUGAAUGAAGGAUGCAAAUGGGUGGAGAUGUUUGAAGACGUACGCGUGGUAGUCUUUUGUGUUUCAUUAAGUGACUACGAUCAGAUGACAGUGGUCGCAGAGCAUGGUGGGAGCGGAGUGCUACUCCAGAAUAAGAUGAUGCAAAGCAAAGAGCUAUUUGAGACAAUGAUCAGGCAUCCCUGUUUCAAAGAGACCCCUUUUGUGUUGGUUCUAAACAAGUAUGACCUUUUCGAAGAGAAGGUCAACAGGGUGCCUCUGAGUACCUGCGAGUGGUUCAUGGACUUUAGUCCCGUGAGGCCUCUUCACAACAAUCAAUCCCUAGCACAACAGGCUUACUACUACGUGGCUAUGAGAUUCAAAGACCUUUAUGCAUCCCUUACAGCACGGAAAUUGUUUGUAUGGCAAGCUAGAGCAAGAGAUCGUGUGACAGUUGACGAGGCAUUCAAGUAUAUAAGGGAGGUUGUCAAGUGGGAUGAUGAAAGGGAAGAGCAUUACUAUAAUGGAGAAGGGGAUUCGUUCUAUAGCACAACUGAUGUGAGCUCCUCGCCAUUCAUCCGGCAAGAAUGAGUAACUGAAGAUGUUUGUGGUCACAGAUAGCUAGAUGAGAAAGGAGGUGAUAAAUCCUCGUUGAACUCUUCCACGAAAAAAAACACGACAAAUAGAAAUGGGGAACUGGGUUGGAGUUUUUCGGGUUUGGCCACAUCAAGUGAAUAUUAGAGAUGUUCCAACUGUUGACGCUUUAUGAUAAUCGCCCCAGAGGGUUGGGAAUCUUUCUUUGUUAAAUGAACCGAUACUUCGAAUUUGAACUCCAUGUAAUUUUGUACCAUCAGCCAUUGCCCAUUUUUGUGAAUGAGCAGGUUGGUAUGUUGUAAUUGCUGUAAUCUAGAGUUUCUGGCAAAUACAUGUAGGAUAUAUGAUAUAUACGAUGGAGCUAUAGUGAAUGACAACAGUUCAUUCCAUUUUCAUUCUUUGUUCCCAAAUGUGUAGAGGUGCUAGAGCUGUAGGGCGUCAAAAGUCUUUUCAUUGUAGAUUAUCGAGGUGUUUCACAAGGUGAAAUUUGUUUAUCGUACAUACUAUUUGAUCUUCCAAAAUGACCCUUUUUAUUUGGGACGGAGAUUGUUCAUAGAGAUGACCAUUUUUCUGGAGACUAGAUUUCCCAAAGUUUUGGGUGCCAAUAAGAAUUUGUCAUUCCUAUAGUCGGGCAGUUUGUAUCUAUUGCUUCAAUAAUCCAUGAAAAUCACAAGUAUUCUACGGCUCUCUGUUUGUUUUUA